AUGCAGAGGGUGUUCCAUGAGCAGGGCAUCCUCUUUGGCUACCGGCACCCACAGAGUUCGGCCACUGCCUGCCUCCUCAGCCUUUUCCAGAUGACCAAUGAGACUCUCAACAUCUGGACUCACUUGCUACCCUUCUGGUUCUUCAUGUGGAGAUUUGUGACCAUACUAUAUGUGACAGACAUCCAGAAUGACAGCUAUUCCUGGCCUCUGCUUGUGUACAUGGGGACCAGCUGUGUGUACCCCUUUGCAUCCAGCUGUGCACACACCUUCAGCUCUAUGUCCAAGAAUGCCAGACACAUCUGCUACUUUCUGGAUUAUGGUGCCGUCAACCUCUUCAGCCUGGGCUCAGCCAUUGCCUACUCUGCGUACACCUUCCCGGACACGCUGGUAUGCACCACCUUUCAUGACUACUACGUGACCCUGGCGGUGGUGAACACCAUCAUCAGCACCGGCCUCUCCUGCUACUCCAGGUUUCUUGAACUCCAGAAGCCGAGGCUGUGUAAGAUGCUACGAGUCCUCGCCUUUGCUUACCCCUAUGCCUGGGACUCCUUUCCCAUCGUCUACAGGCUGUUCCUGUUCCCAGGGGAGAGUGCACAGAAUGAAGCCAGCAUGUACCAUCAGAAGCAUAUAGCCAUGACCCUCCUGGCUUCAUUCUUCUACUCCGCACACCUGCCGGAGCGCCUGGCUCCUGGACGCUUUGACUACGUUGGCCACAGUCACCAGCUGUUCCACGUGUGUGUGAUCCUGGCCACGCACUUGCAGAUGGAAGCUAUACUUCUGGACAAGACCCUGAGGAAGGACUGGCUCAUGGCCUCCUCCAGGUCCCUCUCUCUCCUCCAGAUCACUGGGGCCAUGCUUCUGUGUCUCACCUUCAGCCUCAGCAACAUCCUUUAUUUCUCAGCUGCUCUGUAUCGGAUUCCCGAGCCAGAACUACAUAAAAAAGAGACGUGA
Messenger RNA from Chrysochloris asiatica (Cape golden mole), 951 nucleotides. RefSeq names its product progestin and adipoQ receptor family member V (gene PAQR5). The coding region runs from base 1 to 951 and encodes 316 amino acids. Gene Ontology annotation, cellular component: membrane. The transcript is spliced from 7 exons. Lineage: Eukaryota; Metazoa; Chordata; Mammalia; Afrosoricida; Chrysochloridae. The record is from RefSeq and is a predicted model, not a curated record. Gene Ontology annotation, molecular function: signaling receptor activity.